Daucus carota subsp. sativus is the source of this 3296-nucleotide messenger RNA. Its product is annotated as phosphoinositide phosphatase SAC3. The transcript has 16 exons. The coding region runs from base 407 to 2971 and encodes 854 amino acids. Lineage: Eukaryota; Viridiplantae; Streptophyta; Magnoliopsida; Apiales; Apiaceae. Gene Ontology annotation, molecular function: phosphatidylinositol-3,5-bisphosphate 5-phosphatase activity. The record is from RefSeq and is a predicted model, not a curated record. Gene Ontology annotation, cellular component: intracellular membrane-bounded organelle. Gene Ontology annotation, biological process: phosphatidylinositol dephosphorylation.
ACCCGAACCCAAGAUGUGGUUUUUAUUUCAUUUUGCUCAUCUCUCUCGCUCCUCUCUCUCUCCCUCUCUCUCUAAUCAUCUAAUCAUAUCACACACACAUACACAUACAUAAACAACAAGUAAGAUCUCCCUCAUCUCAAUUUCUACUUACAAUUCCAAACAUUUCUUGCAUCUCUAAUUUACAUUACACUUUCUCCUCUCUCUUCUCUUCUCCUGUAUCAUCAUCAGAUUCAAGUUUUAUAAUAGUAACAGCAGGAAUGCCAAUUUAUGAUUUAUUCGUGUAGAGUAUGUAAUUUGUGUAUGUAAUUAGCAGUAAUUUAUAAGUUGAAUGCACUUGUAAUCGAUUCCCGAGCAAGCCUCGGGAUCUGCUGAAUUUCGUUACAAUUUCUGUUAAACAAAGAAGAAUAUGUCAUUAGAGAAGAAGAAUGAACACCAAGAGGUGCCUGAGGCUGUGCCUGAGGAUGAGAAACAAGUACCUGAGCCAACCUCCCCCAGCGUCGCGGUUUCUACUGAACAUGAUUGCGUUUUGCAGAAAUUUCGGCUCUAUGCAACUCAAUCGAAUUUCUAUAUGGUUGGAAGGAACAAAAAUAGAACAUACUGGAGAGUGUUAAAGAUUGACAGGCUGGAGCCUUUAGAGCUUAAUGUUUGUGAGGAUCCUACCACAUAUACAGAAAGGGAAUGCUCUGAUCUAUUGCGAAGGAUACAUGAGGGAAACAUGUCCACAGGAGGGCUUAAAUUUGUCACCACCUGUUAUGGUGUCGUUGGAUUCAUCAAGUUUUUUGGGCCAUACUACAUGCUGCUUAUCACAAAAAGAAGGGAGAUUGGUUCUAUCUGUGGUCAUACCAUAUAUGCUCUAUCCAAGAGUGAGAUAAUUCCUCUUCCAAAUCCUGUAGUUUGUUCUGACGUUGUGAAUUCGAGGAACGAAAACAGAUACAAGAAGCUCCUUUGCACCCUGGAUCUGACAAAGGACUUCUUUUUCAGCUACUCAUAUUAUGUUAUGCGUAGUCUGCAGAAGAACAUGUGUGACGCAGAACCAGAACAGGUUCUUUACAAUUCCAUGUUUGUGUGGAAUGAAUUUUUAAGUCGUGGCAUCCGGAACCUUCUCCACAAUACUAUUUGGACUGUUGCAUUAGUCUAUGGAUUUUUUAAACAAGAUACACACACUUUUUCUGGACGGAACUUUAAGCUUACUCUUAUUGCAAGACGAUCAAGACAUUAUGCUGGGACAAGGUAUUUAAAACGUGGUGUUAAUGAAAAAGGACAAGUUGCUAAUGAUGUGGAGACGGAGCAGAUUGUAUUUGAAGAUUCUCCUCAAGAGUGUCCUGCGCAAAUUAGUUCUGUUGUACAAAAUCGUGGGUCCAUUCCACUUUUCUGGUCUCAAGAAACUUCACGUUUGAAUCUCAAACCUGAUAUUAUAGUAUCAAGGAAGGACCAGAAUUAUGAGGCUACCAGACUUCAUUUUGAAAAUCUUGUCAAGAGAUAUGGAAACCCUAUAAUAAUUUUGAAUUUGAUAAAGACCCAUGAAAAAAGGCCCCGAGAGUCUAUUCUUCGUGCAGAGUUUGCGAAUGCUAUUGAAUAUAUCAAUAAAGACUUGUCAGAAGAAAGUCAUUUAAAGUUUCUUCACUGGGAUCUGAACAAGCAUUCUCGGAGCAAAGAGACAAAUAUCUUGCUAACUCUAGGAAAACUGGCCGCAUACGCAUUGACACUUACUGGUUUGUUCUACUGUGAAGUUGCACCUGACUUGACUUCGGGAAGUUUAAAAUGGCCUUACUUUGAGAAUGUUGUUGCUCCGGACAUAACCUCCCCAAGAAAUUGCAAUAGUUCCAAUGGUAGACUAUGUGAUAGUGACAAUGAGGACAUAAAUAACCCGGAAUUGAGGCAAACUUGUGAUAGUUAUGUUGCCAAUGGGAGUCACAAUAUCAAACCGCCUUUGUUCCAAAAAGGAGUUCUUAGGACCAACUGCAUAGACUGCUUAGAUCGAACUAACGUUGCACAAUAUGCAUAUGGGCUGGUUGCUCUGGGUGAGCAGCUACAUGCUUUAGGAUUGAAAGAAGAUUCUUCUAAAAUUGACCUCGAUGACCCUCUGGCUGAUGAUUUAAUGAAGUUAUAUGAAAGAAUGGGCGACACACUGGCACACCAGUAUGGUGGUUCAGCUGCACAUAAUAAGAUUUUCUCCCAGAGGAGAGGACAAUGGAAAGCAGCAACGCAAUCCCAAGAAUUCUUUAGAACUCUUCAACGGUAUUACAGUAAUGCCUACAUGGAUGCAGAGAAACAAAGUGCCAUUAAUGUGUUCUUGGGGCAUUUUAAGCCACUAGAUGGAAAACCCGAAGUCUGGGAAUUGGAUACCGACCAGCGUUAUAAUGCAUAUCGCUACGGUCAACAAUACGCUGAUGAGAAUGCAAGGUCAUUUAUCCACAGAUCAUUGUCCGAGAAUAUACUUCAUGAAAGCAGUUCCCUGAUGUCAAACUCAAAUAGCAAGGGUUUAUCUAAAUCUGCCCUUUCUGACAGAUGCCAAGAAGGAAGCAAGGUGUUUGGUGAAUCAACAACAGAUGUUUCAGCUUGUGAAACUGACUUGAGCUUCUCAAGGUAUACACAGCAGAUGCCGCCCAGGAAGCUUUUCCCUGACGGGCAAAAUGACAGAUGCCUCCAGUGUGACAGUGGGGAUGCCCUUGACUGCUCAAAUUUUGUUGACCUAGAUUGGCUUUCCUCUUCUGCAAAUUCAUGUGAUGAGUUGUUUGACAGGUCAGCGCUCACAAGUUCACCAAUUGCUAUGUUGUCAUCGGAAAACAUUGCUAGUGAGCCAGUAGCAGGAACAAGUACAUCCACGAGUGGAUAUGGAUCCACAAUGAAGGUGAUGGAAAUGAGUGGCACAGAGGUAUCGUAUGAUGGUCAUAACAAUAUUGAUGUUGCAGAGGACUUUUCAGACAGUUUUGCUCGCUGGGUAAACUCCGGAGAGACGCUCUGCCAUUGAAAUCAGCUAAAAAUCACACAGCACUAAGCAUUGAAAUUGAGCUUGUUCAGAAGUGGCGUCCUCGUGAGCAUCACUUAAAUUUCAGACGGAUGAAAACCAAAACGAAUACUUUUAUAUACCAGCCUUUAGAUAUGUGAUAGUAUAUAGUCAAAUAUAUAUUACCCUCACUAGUGAUUUCAGUGUUAAUUUGACUUGUGAACCCCUUGCACAAAGACUAUAGUAUAAAAAAGUAAAUGAGUUGCCAUUCCUUUUGUAGCUUUCUCUGUUUUGUGACUACUGUUGUAAAUAUUGUAUAUCUUUAUAUAACUUGGAGCUUUGCUGUUAA